GUCGAUCAGGCAGCAGCAACAUGCUUAAAAUAUCCUCCUAACCAGGAAGGGUGACUUCACAUCUAUUCAACAGCAUCUACAUCAUCCGUCGAAGGGCAGCAGAUAUUGACGAGAGCAAAUAGCAAGUACCAGAACCAUCAUGGGCAACAAAGUCCACGUUACUGAGCACACAGGCGCAUACAAUGCAAUCGCACAAAUCUCCACACGGACUUCAAUGUCUCAAGAUUCUGUUCAGCGAAUAUGACAGCUCUAACCCCAGUCGCAUGGCACUGAACGACCUUCUCACGGUAGACUUUCAGGAUAAUACGAAUGGCAGCGACAGGAAUACAGGUCGUGAGGAGACUAUAGAGACCAUCAUGUCCUCCCGAGCAAAAUGUACCAGGCACCAAAUUGAUCUCAAACAUGCCUGGUGCAUAGAAAACUCCGGCUCGAGUCAGACGGUUUUCUUUGAGGCGGUGCGAUUCAUGGUUCUCGACGGCGACGAGGACUGGACGAGGAUACCUCUGUCUGGUCGCAUUGAGGUCAAAGUCAAAGAGAAUAGAUUCAAGCUCAAAGAUGCCGUCGCCCAGAUCUCCAGUCGGAGGAUGACAUCCGACGCCAGCCAGCUGGUCAAGAGAGACUUGUCCAGAACAGCAACAACGACAACUUUGCCCAUGAGCCCAGCUCAUACGUCGUCUGUUGAUCUACAACCCUCGACCAGUCAACUCGUGCUAGCAAACGUCCCAGAACUGCCAGCUGCCAACAAUACUCCAAGCGACACCAAAUCCCCUCCUUCUUAUCGGAAAUCACAGUCCAGUAAAGAUGGGCCGACGCGAACUCCAACGGUGACGUCUGGGAGUUCGGUGGAUGCAGUUGAGAAGCCUCUUAGUCCAUCUUGAAUAUAUCGAUCACGAAAGAAGGCGUAAUUGGACCUCGGAGCUAUGGAAGGCACGGAUGACCAAGAGCUGAAGGCUGCGGUCAGAUUUGUCUCAAAUCUUUUGGGCCUCAGGGAAUUCAACCGCUGCCGUGAUAGGAUAGUUGGGGCGCUUGUG
Molecule: messenger RNA, 1031 nt
Organism: Exophiala oligosperma
Lineage: Eukaryota; Fungi; Ascomycota; Eurotiomycetes; Chaetothyriales; Herpotrichiellaceae
Exons: 1
Coding region: 183-878 (231 amino acids)
Source: RefSeq, a predicted model, not a curated record